This is a messenger RNA of Cydia pomonella (codling moth), 2709 nucleotides long. RefSeq lists its product as uncharacterized. NCBI's taxonomy places the organism in Eukaryota, Metazoa, Arthropoda, Insecta, Lepidoptera, Tortricidae. The record is from RefSeq and is a predicted model, not a curated record. The transcript is spliced from 7 exons. The coding region runs from base 361 to 1467 and encodes 368 amino acids.
UCUGGCUCGACUGAAUGAAUACUGGACUCGGUUCACUCGGUCAACAAUGCAAAUAUUCAACCUUAGCUUAGCCGGUUGUGUAUGACGUCACCGAGCGCUGCUGGCGGCGAAUGGAGCUAGAGUGAUACGACAGUUGAAAACACACAACUGUGCAGAACUGACGCUUGAUUCUGUUUUGUUUUUAUGUGUAUGCCUCUCUUUCUUUUGGUUUAUGCUAAUUAUACCUGCAUAUAGUUUGUGGCAAUUUAAACAAAAGUAAACAAACGACUUGACUUUUUUAUAAAAUUGCAAUGCACCGGCAACUGGAGCCGGCAAAUGUGUGAACUCAUUCGCUUUCUUUUCUACUAAUAAGGAGUAACUAUGAAUACUAAUGAGGACUUGCCCCAAGUCCACGCUCCGGCUCACUUACCUUCAAGAAAUUCACAACCUGCUACGAAUGAAACCAUAGAAGAAACAAAUCCAAGCAAUGAACCUGAAAAUAGAGAAGCUCAGUGUGAUUCUGAAGAGGAACCAGUAGCAACAUUUAAAUCUGGAAAUGCCACAGCACCGAACAAUGUACCUGAAGAUGCAACUGAUGCUAUUUUUGACUCUGAUGAUGAAACACUUCCCAAUUUUGACUCUGAGGAUGAAUCAGAAGACUGGUUUGAAGACAAAAAUACUCGCAUUGCGUUUAUCCAGAAGGUGUUGGCUGUCAAAUUGUUGCAGCUAUUGGGGAUCACUGGAGUGAUAGUUGUCGUGUUUUUAAAUUGUUGGCGAUGGAGAAUUGACAACAUCCUGAAUAAUAGCACUGUCAUUCAUCUAAUUGUUUUAUGCAUUUUUGGAUUCAUCGUGACCAACAUCGUAACCUUUGGCUUCCUAUUUGGCCGGAAUGUGGAGGAGGCUCGUCGUAAAAAUCCGUUCCGAUAUAUGUUCCUUGUGGUAUACCCACUCAGAAUAUCCGCUCUCAUCCUUAUCUGUACAUUAAACUGGAACUUAACUUUUCCGGCUAUCUUAAUCAUGACCUACUACUGCGUUGUAGUGUUUGUCCUGUUGGUAUACAGUACCUUCGCAUAUCAAACUAAUCUGGAUUUCACACUGAAAUACAGCAUCGCAGUGGCUAUGGGCACGCAGAUUAUUAUGAGCGCUACCACCGCUACCUUCGCAUUAACUAUCUACUCUUUCUGGUAUUUCCAUAUGGAAACUUACAUACAUUUCUUGUGUGCUUCUAUGAUUUUGAUUUUGGAAUACAUAUACAUCGCGUACGCCAUAGCUGCGAUGACCUCGAAAAACUAUUGGAGAACAACGCCUGCCGAUUUCUUGGAUGGCGCCAUAAACCUGCAAAUUGACUACUAUCAUAUCAUCCGUAAUUUCGUUGUUUGCGUCAGCAGUAGUUGUGGUAUUUCGAAAAUAUGCGAUAGUUGUGUUCCAGUAAUACGCGACAAGUCGAAAAAAAUUAUGAAGAGAGUUGAUGAAGCUUUUGAAGUGUAGAAUUUUGUUGCAAGUGUUAAAAGAGAUACUCCUACAGUCGAAAUCCAGACGUAUGGGAAAAAAGAUAACGCCAAGACACCGGAUAUCCGACAAAAUGAGCUUUUUUGUAUGCUUUUCAAAUUUCGGAUCGUGGAGAUGUGAAGAUAUUUUAGAGGAUGGGUGGAUAAAUAAGAUAACGAAAUGAUAUAGAACCAUAAGUCUUAGAAUCUGGAUAGCCGUAAGUGUGACCAGAAUAACAGUAACCAAAAUUCAGAUAAGUAGUAGUAUUAAAACUAUAGCAGUACACCAAUGCUGCACGAAAUUUACUUACUGGAAGGGUUAUCGGACCAAAAAUGUAUAGGAUAAGAUAAGAUGCGAUUAAAUUAGAUCUGCCUAGACUUUGAAAAAUAAGACAUUCGUAGAAUUAUUGUAGAGUUCAGGGGCCCACUGAUUACCAGUUUGCCGGACGAUAUCGGCCUGUCAGUUUUUCGCGAUUGUCUUUUGCGAAUAACUGACAGGCCUAUAAUGUCCGACGAACUGGUAAUCAGUGGGCCUUUUUAGACCAAGCUAAGUUGGUAGCGACUUUGAUAGCCCAGACCGUGGUGUUGUUGUCAAACUUCUAUGAAAUUAUGAAGUUUAAAUAACUUGCGCAGCUGCCAACUAAGGUCUGGGCCAAGGCAAGGGCUAGCCUAGCCUUGGCGCAGAACCGUUCUGUGGAAUCAUAAAACGGGAUGCAUAUUCUCUGCUCAGUUAGACUUAGAAAAAACAAGAGCAAUCGAUUGGUGGAAGUUCGUCAAAGGACAAGAACACUCGAAAGCUCAAGGGAUUCAACAGCAAAACUGCUGAGUAGUUUCUGGGGCUCAAAAUACACAAAACCUGCGCCACCGCCACCACCACCAGAAUAUUGACUGGACACUGUCAAUUGAACCAACACAUGUUUCAAAUUGGAAUGAAACAAGAUGCGACAUGCAGGUUCAAUAUUGCAACCCUAUGAGGUACAGAACAUUACGGCCCAAAGAAUCUGGAAUUUCUCGGGUUCAACGGGCAUUAGUAAUUAACUUUAAGCAGUCCCGUCAGAACUCAGAGUAAGUUUGAUCCUGAUUGAUUUGAUGAUGAUUAUAUAUUAAAUAUGUAAUUUUUUAUGAAAUAAAAAUAAGGAAUUUGGAAUAUUUAAUAUGAGUAGCACCAAGAGUGGCAAAGCAGACUGAUAACUUGCACUGCAUUAUUUAUAUUAUAUAGCAAAAUAAAGACUGAGUAAUCUUU